Molecule: messenger RNA, 2450 nt
Organism: Hemibagrus wyckioides
Lineage: Eukaryota; Metazoa; Chordata; Actinopteri; Siluriformes; Bagridae
Product: protein BTG3
Exons: 5
Coding region: 250-1092 (280 amino acids)
Biological process (GO): negative regulation of cell population proliferation; negative regulation of mitotic cell cycle
Cellular component (GO): cytoplasm; nucleus
Source: RefSeq, a predicted model, not a curated record
GUGGCAUACAGCCUUCACAUACUGUUUAGUAAAAUUUGAUCUGAUUGUAGACGCAACCAUAUGUUAAUUUCUUUUUUUAUGGGAAAGUCUUGGUUGAACACAAAGCGAGUGCGAAACGUGGGCUUAUGUAGUGCACACUAUUAAGGAAGUAACGUUAAGUAACGGCAAAUAACGAUUUUAGCCAUCUGGAUCAUCACCAUCUAUUUUGGGACACCAUAACUUUCACUAAAGAUCCUUUUUCAUUAACAGAUGCCAGGCAGCAAGGAGAUGAAGAGAGAAGUUGGUGCUGCUGUGAACUUCCUGAAACGCUUGGCCUUGGAGAGAGGACAUGUUGAUGAAGAUAAGGUCAAAGUGUUCGCUGCUAAACUGCAAGAGCUGUUGUGUGAGAAGUUUCUCAACCACUGGUACCCAGAAAAUCCUAACAAGGGCCAGGCAUACAGAUGCAUCAGGAUAAACAGAAGCACACCAUGUGAUGACUCUGUGCUACAAGCCUGUGAGGAAAGCAAGCUAAUGCCAUCAGAGCUGGGACUUCCCCGUGAGAUAACGUUAUGGAUUGACCCUCUAGAGGUCUCUGCUCGGUCCGGUGAGAACUGCAGACAUUUCACAGUGGCUCGUUUCGGUGAGGAAAAGAGGGAGGAUGAGCUACAAGAUAAGGAGUCUGACUUGCAUCAUGAAAGCUCAGAUUCUGUGAACACGGAAACCUCAGACUACCACUCGGCGACCUCCUCCGAUUGCGGCUCAGAAGAUUCCAGUGAUGCGGAGGAGGAGAAUAAGGAAGAAGAUGUGGGGGGCAUAAAGGAGAAAGUGAAAGAUGAGAAAAGGGGGGAUGACCAGACUUUCGCUAUUGCUAUGAGGCCCAGAGUGAGGGAGCAAAAGCCACGGAAAAUCCCAUCUCAGCCUGCAGGACUUCAGUACUUCUACCACCCAACGGCAGUGUGGUCUCCGUAUAAGAAGAAGAGGCCUGUGUUGCUCACGACUGUGUGCACUCCCCCACCUGCUCCUGUUCUCGGCUACUACGUUUUCCAGAACCCUCCACCUCAGUUCAUCAUCCCUCAUGCCACUCUGCAACCCUGGGGAGCAGUCAAAGGGUAGAUGGCACUAGGAAACGAGUACAAGAUAGUACGAUAUUUUGUUAAGCUUCUAUACAAUUGAAUUGGUUUUAACCCUCAUGUUCUGUUUGUUACUCAGCAAUGAAUAUCCCAGUUUAUAUCAGAAAUCAAUGUAGUAGAAAUAGCAUCAUUUGAAAUACCCAUUUCUAGCAACAAAAUCCCUUCACACAUGAGCACGUGUGCAAAGAGGAGAUUUUUUAAAUAUUGUUUAUAAACUGUACACAUACACGUGUACAUUCUAUUAACUUGUUACUUUUCAGAUGAUCUGAAUAUCGUCUCUGUAGUAUAAAUACAAUGCAGUAUGAUUUAGUAACAUUUAAUGAACUUUUGAAUUAGAACGUGAUUAUGUAGUAGUAAUACCUUUCAUUUCAUAUGAUCUAAACUGACUUAAUGACCGGACCAAACAAUGCUUUUUCUAUGUGUUUUAAGCCGUACCAUUUUAAUCAGGGACCUACAUGGUGCAUAAAUCAUAACUGUAAUGCAACUGUGCAAAGCACAAGGUUAUUUUCCUUAGCUCAUCUCCUUUGGGAUGACAUUUAAUAACGUUACCAAUUUUUUUCAAAUCAGGUAUCUUAUUAAAGACUAAAACAUAACUAGAUGUUUAGAAAAAGACAUUCCUAACGUAAAUGUUUUCUCAGGUAUGUCAGUCUAUUGCCUUUAUUUUUUUGCUUUUAUGCAAGUGAAUCCAAAGAGCUAGGCUUGCACUAAAAAUACUGUGACUUUUGUGCAAUACACUACAAUGUAGUGCUGUAGCUCACAGUUCUCUUCGACAAAAAAUAUUUCUCAGGACAGCCAAAUAAACUGCACUGAAAUAGACCAUGAUGUAAAUGAAUGACAGAUAUUCCUUUAUAGUGGUCUUUGUGUGCAGUGUUUCUUGUGCUAAUUUCUGUCACUCACUUCAGAGCUGGUUGAUGUUGCCAUGUGUUGCCAAAAGCAGUAUAUACUGUGCCCUGCUUAGAACUUUAUUGCUGUAUUUUUUGCUUCUGCUCACAGCAACACUUUACACUAUUGUGCUUUUGUACAGUGCAGAACAUUUCUUAGCUUUAGAAGAAAGCCAUGCUUUUAAAUAAUUAAAUCCUAUGAAAGACAUAUUUUUGCAUUUAAAAAUAGUUCAUUUCUGCAAUUUACUGUUGUAAAUAUCUCUGGACACUGGAAUUGUCAUGUUUUUUUUUUAUUUUAUUUUUUUACUUUUUCUCAUGUAAUUCAUAUGCCUUUUACUGAAACCCUAUUUAUUUCUGUUUAUUAUUCCCUUUACCUACAAAGCAUGUUGAGUAAUGCAAAGCCUGUAAAUAUUAUUUGCUAUCCAUCAUGUAUAUUUUUAUUAAAAUAACUUAUAUAUGA